Molecule: messenger RNA, 2534 nt
Organism: Chenopodium quinoa (quinoa)
Lineage: Eukaryota; Viridiplantae; Streptophyta; Magnoliopsida; Caryophyllales; Amaranthaceae
Exons: 2
Coding region: 450-2165 (571 amino acids)
Biological process (GO): positive regulation of growth
Source: RefSeq, a predicted model, not a curated record
AUGGUCAAAAUUGCCAGGUAUAUCCCGAUCUAGUAAGUGAAACUAAUAUGAGAAGAAGAGAGUAAGAAGAUAAUUGGAGCCUUGUGACUGUUGUGACUCCUUGUGACUUUGUGAGCAGCUGUGGCCGCCUAUCCAAAUAAAGGGAUAUACUUUGACGCGGUGACCCCCUGGUUUUAUAAAGCUUUACUGUAAAAAAAAGAAAAAUGAUCCUAUAAGCUUAAAGACAGAUGGAUGUGGGCCUUACAAAUUGGACGACAUUUCAUUUCAUUCCUUUCAUUCAAAAUUGAACGCAACAAUAAUAAAGUUGGCAGUAUCAUAUCAUCACUUCUCACUCAUUCACACACUCCUUCACUUUGCAAUAACUAAUUCAUUAUCCCACACGGUUACCCAUUUCUGGUUUCUGGGUCGGAUCCCAUUUUCUCUCUCCUCAGGAACACUUGUUUUUUGGGAUGGGAGGUGGAGUGAAAGAGUCCUGGUUUAGUAGUUUAUGGGGGAUUUCACGAAGAAAUGGUUCGCAUUCUGAGAAAGCUGUAAUGGGAAUUCUAGCUUUUGAGGUGUCAACUUUGAUGUCUAAGGUUGCUAACUUAUGGAAUUGUUUGAGUGAUAAUUAUAUAUCGCAGUUGAGGGAAGAUGUUAUUAACUCGCCUGGGAUUGUAAAACUUGUAUCAGAUGACGAAAAUUUUCUCAUGAACCUUGCUUUUGCGGAAAUAGUUGAGAAUUUGUGGUACGCUGCACACUCUGUCACUAGGUUAGGAAAGAAAUGCUCUAAUCCCGUAUAUCAUCGUUUGGACCAACUUUUAAGCAGCCCUCUUGAGAAUUCUACUGAAUUGUAUGGAUGGGAAUAUAGAUGGAAGAAGAUGGAGAAAAAAGUAAAGAAACUGGAGAGAUUUGUUGCUGCUACUUCACAAUUGCAUCAAGAGAUGGAGGUGCUGGUGGAGCUUGAACAAACAUUGAGGAGAAUGCAGUGCAAUCCAGAAACCAGUCGAGUUAAAUUGCUUGAAUUUCAACAGAAGGUCAUUUGGCAGCGUCAAGAGGUGAAAAACUUACGAGAAAUGUCCCCUUGGUCUAGGACAUAUGACUACAUAGUGCAGCUUUUGUCAAGAUGUCUAGUUACUAUAAUUGAGAGGCUUAAACUUCUGCUUGGAAUUAAUGAAGUGAUAUACUUGGACAGAAAUCAUACGUCAGGGCCUAAGCCUACAGCUGGAUCCCUCAUUCGGAGCCGCUCAUUUGUACACUCUUCUGUUUAUCCCUCUGAAACUCAUAGCUCUAUCUUUUAUUCAGGACCUUUGGUUAGGUCAAGCUCUUUACUGGGAUUGCCUACUAGAAGUAAGAGAGCUAGCAAAAGGCAACAGAGACAGACUCUUCAGAAUGAACAAAAUCAACAUAAAAAGUUUCCUUUUUUAAACACAAAACGGUUUGCUCAAUCAGGACCAUUUAAAGGAUGCAUGAUUGCUGGAAGUAAUUCUCCAGUAGUUGAGAGCUGUAUGCCAACAAGCAGUGGGCCUUCAAGUUCCGUGGCUAUUGUUUUGAGUGAUGUGGAUGGAAAAUCAAACAAAAUGGAUCCCUCUUCUCAUGACAACACAUUUGCCUCAAGCAGCUCAGUUUAUCUUUCACAGUGUAUAUUGUCAAAUACUCCUCCAUGUUCUCUGGGAAGUGCUGCCUUAAGUCUCCAUUAUGCAAAUAUUAUUAUAUUAAUUGAAAAGCUUGCUUCAUCGCCUCACCUGAUUUCCCAUGAUGCAAGGGAGGAUCUGUACGAUAUGUUAACAACAAGCAUAAGGAGCAUGUUGAGGGCUAGACUAAAACUGUACACCAAAUCCUUUGCUUCCUCAGCCUAUGAUUCUGCCCUUGCUACGGAAUGGAGUCUGGCAAUAGCGAGAAUGUUGGAAUGGCUUUCUCCUCUUGCGCAUAACACAGUUAGAUGGCACUCUGAAAGGAAUUAUGAGAAGCAGCAUACUGUUUCCCGUGGGAAUCUUCUUCUAGUGCAGACUUUGUAUUUUGCAAAUCAAUCGAAGACUGAAGCUGCAAUUAUAGAACUUUUGUUGGGUUUGAACUAUCUAUAUAGAUUUGGCAAAGACGUGAAUGAGAUGGUUUUCUUGGAAGCGAGUGGUAACCGAGUUUACGAUGAAUAUGCAAUUCAGACAGAUACUAUUGCUUGCAAUGCUUGAUAAAAUGGGGCAGACCUUCUUGGUUUAUCUAAUGAUAGUGGUACACAUACAGAGAAGUGCCAUCCCGGACUCACUUGUAUGGAGAAACCUUUGUUUCACACAGCAAGGAAUCCAUUGGAGAUAGCAGAUGAGUUAACCAUCUUUUUAUACAAUAGCUAUACAUUGUUUAACUGUGUCUUAGAUUGCAUAACUUGUUCUCCCUUCUUCUUGCCAAUCUGUAGCCAUCAUAUUAGACUGUUGUAAAGCAUAGUUUAUAUUUUACAUGAGAUGUGCGACGUGUAACCUCAGAAUUUAAGUUUGAUGUCUUCUUCCUUUGCUUGUGUAAGUAUCAGUCUGGCUUCUACUAUGCAGAUUUUCAUCUUUUCUGCU